AUGUCCUUGUGUGAGCAAUGCAGCGUUCUGGAAGCGAACGAAACCCCACGCUGGAAUGAGUUCGCAGGGAUGUGUUUGCUUUGGCCCAGUGUAGCGUUUGUGACUUUGACGUUUCUCUUUACAUGCCUGACACCGGUCUACCAGAACUUCUGUGAGAAAAGCGCCAGCUUCCGCAUCUUCCUGCAGCGUUUUGUGGGGAUGCCGGACAAGCGGAAGGUGACAUCUCCAAAGCCGCAAAUCUUCAUCCAGCUGCUUCGUGUGAUUGCAGCGCUCGCGCAGUGCUGGAUCUUUGCGCGAAAGACCUACACCAAGGGAAACUGGAAUUCUGGCUACAUAGCUGACUGGGAGCUUGCCAUCAGCUGCUUCUUUGUUUUCACACAUCUCAUGGAGCGCUUGAGCGAGGGCUUCCAAUUUCGCUUCUGGAACCCCAAGGCCUUGGUGGACAUUUUCGUCAUCAUUCCUGUGUUUCUACCCUUCAGCCUGGACUUGCACCGGGUGCCCGUUGAGAGGCAGUGGCUUUGUCUCAGCUACUUUCGCAUCAUUACUGCUCUGGGUGGCUUCAGGAAUUUGCAGCAGUUGCUUCGAAGCCGCGCGCGGGAGGACACCGUGCUGGGCCGAUGUAUCCUGACGGUGCUGCGCUUGACAGCGAUGAUCGUUUGCAUGGCGGGGACGAUGUUCGCCCUGGAGGUGGUCGGGGAGAUUCCCGGCUUGGAGGAUUCCUUCAUCACUGUGCAGAUGGGCGAUUUGUCGAUCGUUCAGAUGAUCUACUGGAUCACGACCACAGUCUCCACCGUGGGCUAUGGCGACUUUUCUCCCACCACCUUGCCAGCGAGGAUCACAAUCAUCUUCUUCAUCUUCGGGGGUGUCAUAUUUUUCGGUUCAGAGACCGCAGAGAUUGUCGACCUCUUCAACGACACCGAGGAGGGCCGAGGAUGUUAUGUGAACAGAUGGAAUUGGCUCUUCGGUUUCUUUUCAGGGCGACGCGUGAUGCGGAGUCACAUCCUGAUCACUGGCAAUGGAUGCAACAUGUCAUCGCCUUUGAUGGAGACUUUGCUGCUGGAAACUUUGAUGGAUGACUGGAACUCCGAUGGCCCAGAUCUAGUCUUCUUGAGUGACAAGGAAUACGACUUUGACUUGAAAGCCUUUGUGGAAACUGAAUUGGGGCCAGGACAAUCCUCGAGGGUCUUCUUCUUGCGCGGGUCUGUGUUGAAUGCACGUGACUUGGAACGUGCGCAAGUGCAAACCUCACGGCUUUGUUUUGUCAUUCCAGACUACACUGCGGAGGACGAAGUUGAGGAAGACUCUGCCAACCUGAUGAUGUCGCUGUCGAUGCUGCGGCACUCUCCAAAGUUGCGCCUGCGGCUCAUGCUGUUGCAGCCUGAGGGUGCCCGGCGAGCCAACCGCAUGGGCAUUCCCCGCGAGCGGUGCUUCUCUGCUGAGGAGGUGAAGUGCGCCCUCUUUGCGGAAAGCACGCGGAUUCGAGGUCUCAUCACCCUCCUGAGCGGGCUGUUGCAAGCGCACACCAAUUUCGCCGAUCAGCAUUUGAAGUAUUUGAAUGCGGCCUUCCCGGAGCACUGGCGAAUCUCAUAUGCAGAGAGCUUGAGGUGGAACUUGGGUGGGUUUAUCCUGAAGGACUGCUUUAGUGGACGCUCCUUCCCAGCAGUUCUGGAAGAGAUCUAUCGUGAGUCCAACGGCACUGUGAUGCUGCUCGCAGCGGUCAUUGGUGGAAGGCUGGUGCUGAACUGCAGUGAUGUGGUCUCAAAAAACCAAGUGGUGGUUGCCAUGGCCACAAGUCUCAAGGCCAUGUAUCGCUUUGGUGCCGAUUCAGGAACCUUUGAGAAGGACUGGGCCUCUGUUUUUCUGCGCGAGCGAUCAAGGCGCUUGGAAAGAGAGGCUCAACAGACCUUGCAGGUGCUGAAGGAGCAGGAUAGCCUUGAUCUGUUGCAGCUGGGCCGGCGGCGCAAACACCUGACGGAUGGCGGAGCCGUCCAUGCAAGAAGUAUCUUCGAGGUCACUGGGGCAGAAGCCUUUAAGCUCUUGGACAAGAACAAUGACGGGCGUUUGGACAAGGAGGAAUUUGAAGAGGCCUUGCAGGAGCAGUUGGCGAGCAACUCUGAUAGCCCAGACAUUGAGGAGUUAAGGGAGAGGCCAGAUCUCACUCUCCUGCUGGUCCGCGUUUGGGAGGGCGUGUGGUCGGAGGUGAUAUGCUUCCUCAAGUACUUCAUGAAGGGCCAUCAGCUCCAUGUCGGUGGUGGAGUUGGGCUUUCGCAUCCUCCCAUCGUGGUGCUGAGCACCUCGGAAGCCCCGCGGGACCUCAUCGAGCAAUGGGAGUCCAAGACCUGUUGCUUUGUGAAGGGUGACGUCUUGAACACUCGGAACUUGACCGGUGCUGGAAUCAGGAAUGCGGCCAGCAUCAUCUCCAUCGGUCGAAAGGUCUUGCCCAAAGACAGCAGCAUGCCGGAUGCAGCCUUGGGUGACUCUGACUGCGUGGAGUUGUGCGGCGCCGUAGAUCAGGCUCUCGACGCGAACAGCAGAAACCGUGGCCAGCUCCAACUCUUUGAGUUUAGCUUCACACAAUCAGUCUUCCUCAUGUCGCGCAUUGAGAGGAAUUCCUUGAAGCAGCAUUCCAAGACCCGAGUCUUCAUCUCCGAGGGCUGCGACUCGAGCAGCGAGGUGCAAGAGCAAGAGGUCCAGAGCCACGACACAUAUGUGGACAAGGAGAUGCUUAUUCUCAACGAGAGCUUCGCAGCUGGGCAAGCUUUCACCUUGGACUUCUUUGGAGGUCUCUUCGGGCGGAUCCACAGGUUUCCCGCUGCGAUUGAGUUCCUCCAUGCGAUUGUGAGCCCGGAAGAGGGGCAGCACAAGUCUCGGCUUUGGCAGACCAAGUGCCCGCUCACCUGGGUGGACCGGAGCUUCGGAGAGUUGGUGCAAGCACUGGUGACUGGCAAUGGGGGUGAGGCCUUUGGUCACUUCAAGGGCUGCUCGAUCCCAGUGGCACUCUAUCGAGAAAGCCGUGGGCGCCACUUGCCUGACAGCUGUGCGGGCUUCAACUUCACGGGACCGCCGAUGAACACGAAGCUUGAGGAGGAGGACUUCAUCACCAUUCUGGGCGAAAUGGCCUGUGAAAACUCUGGCGCUGCCAUCAAGGAAGCCUUCGGUGAGACGAGAGAGAACACGGUGGCUUGGCCAUCCAUCAUGUGGUCGUUCGCCAAGGAAGACAACUUCUUGGAGUCGACACGUGAGAACUUUGCCAGGACAUCACUGACACCAUCAGCCAUGAAUCCUUGGGUGCUAUGGUUAGCUUUCUACAUGCUCAAACGAGGAGAUGCCAGCGUUUCCCGCGGCACAGCGCAGUUCUUCGGAGAGAAGGCGUUGCUGGAGAAUGAGAAGCGAGGUGCCACAGUCCUCGUGAAGUCCAAGACAGCCAAGUGCUUGGUCUUGGAUCGCGAGUCCUUUGACUUUUUGCUUGGACCCUUGAGCGAUAUCAUCCAGGGCCAGCGCGAGAACAAGAGGGCUGUGCCAGGAGCUGAUGGUGGUGACAUUUGCCGCGGCAAGAUCAAACGACACGACUUGCAGCGUGUGGGCUUGCUGGGCUGUGGUGGCUUCGGCACGGUGGAACUCUGGGAGCACAAAGGCACUGGAGAGACCUAUGCCUUGAAGGGUCUCAGCAAGGGCUACAUUGUGAAGACGGGUAUGCAAGACAGUGUCAUGAAUGAGAAGAACAUCCUGAUGAUGACCAACUCCUCAUUCAUCACAAAACUGUGGGAAACCUACAAUGGCACUCAGACCCUGUACUUCCUCCUUGAACCUUGCUUGGGUGGAGAGCUGUAUGCCACCUACAACAGGAAGGGCUUUCAUGGCUCGGAAAAGCAUUGCAGGUACUACGCUGGCGGCGUGGUCUUUGCUUUCGAACACCUGCACGCGCGGCGGAUCAUCUACAGGGAUCUCAAGCCGGAGAACUUGCUUCUCACCGAAAUUGGCCACAUCAAGCUGACAGACAUGGGCUUGGCCAAGUUUGUGAUCGGCAAGACUUUUACCAGUUGUGGGACUCCGGAUUACUUCGCACCUGAGCUCAUUGCCUCCACGGGCCACACCAAUGCAGUGGAUUGGUGGACCCUAGGCAUCCUCAUCUUCGAGCUCAUGAAUGGGCAUCCUCCCUUCGAGAGUGCCUAUCCCAUGCAGAUCUACGCGAAGGUCACCAAGGGUAUUUCCAAGGUGCCUUUCCCUUCGCAGUGUGCUGGACCAUGCAAGAGCCUGAUCGAGGGCCUGCUUCAGCAAGAGCCGAGUCAACGUUUGCCCAUGAGGCCUGGAGGCAUUAAGAACCUCAUGAACCACAAGUGGUUCUCAGACCUGGACUGGGAGAGCAUGCGAAGUCUGGAGCUGCCAACUCCUUACAAACCGGUGGUGAAGAACAAGCGAGACCUCGCCAACUUCAGUGCGCGCAAAGAAGAUGCUCCAAGGCAAUUGGAGUACAUCGACCCUGGCACUGCCUGGGACAAGCACUUUGCGACCUCAAGUUGA
This is a messenger RNA of Durusdinium trenchii, 4521 nucleotides long. The record is from the annotation of a GenBank genome assembly. NCBI's taxonomy places the organism in Eukaryota, Dinophyceae, Suessiales, Symbiodiniaceae.